Molecule: messenger RNA, 2148 nt
Organism: Gopherus flavomarginatus (Mexican gopher tortoise)
Lineage: Eukaryota; Metazoa; Chordata; Testudines; Testudinidae
Product: calcium-binding protein 2-like
Exons: 7
Coding region: 156-863 (235 amino acids)
Molecular function (GO): calcium ion binding
Source: RefSeq, a predicted model, not a curated record
CCCGAGAAGGGCUGUCACACUGAAGGGAGUUCCCCCCAUGGACCGCACGAGGCCAAGAGCGAGCUCGAUCUGCCCUGCCCUCCCAUGCCCUUGGUCUGUGCCCGUCCUGGAGCUGCCUGUCCCGGAGCCGGCUGCCGCGCCUUGUGCCCGGCCCCAUGCCCCACAAGUGGCCCAACGAGGUCGAGUCGGAGACACGCAAAGAGGGACAGGACCCAAAUAAGGGGGGGCAGGCACCCCCUACGGAGGAAGAGGAGCCCACAGCCAGCAAGAGCCCCGGCUCCAAGUCGCGCCGCAGCUCCCGCUCCAGCCACGGGCGCAAGCACAGCAAGAAGCAUCACGCUGACGCCCAUGCCGAUGCCACCAAGGCCUACUCGCCCUUCCUCAACACUGUCUUCGGCAGGGAGCGGGAUCUGUCCCCAGUGGAACUGGAUGAGCUGCUGGAUGCCUUCAAGGAGUUCGACACAGACCAGGAUGGCUUUGUGAGCUACAAGGACCUGGGCGCCUGCAUGCGCACCAUGGGCUACAUGCCCACCGAGAUGGAACUCAUCGAGAUCUCCCAGCACAUCAAGAUGAGGAUGGGUGGGCGCGUGGACUUUGAGGACUUUGUGGAGAUGAUGGGGCCGAAGCUACGUGAGGAGACGGCUCACAUGGUGGGGGUGCGUGAGCUCAAGAUUGCCUUCCGUGAGUUGGACAGGAACGGGGAUGGGGAGAUCAGCAGCACAGAGCUGAAGGAUGCCCUCCUGGCCCUGCUGGGGGAGCAGGUCCCGCUGCCGGAGGUGGAGGAGAUCCUGCGUGAUGUUGACCUCAAUGGGGACGGCCAUGUGGACUUCGACGAGUUUGUGAUGAUGUUGUCCUCCCGCUAACAAGGCCUGGGGGAGGGGAUCCCUCACCCCCCAUUGCUGUCGCCGUUCCAGCCUCUAGAGGGACAGAGCAGCUCCAAGUGGAUCCCCGCUUCUUGACAGCUGGUGACCCCCCUUCUUCACCAGCAGGAAGUUCCCUCGCAACUCCCUUAUGGGCCUUUCUAAGAAGAACCCUCCCUCUGGGUCUGCCUGCCCCUCUGCUGGCCCCUCUCCCUCACAGUGUGUUGCCAGGGGGCAGGGCCUGAAUGCCCAGUUGGCAACUGCUUUGGGGGCUGCUAAGGCUCUGACUAGUCCAGGCCCUGCUCCUUAUCUGGGAUCCCAGAUAAUCUCCCCUCACUCCCAAUCAGACUGUCCCUGCAGCUCGCCUUUGCUUCUGUCCUGUGCUGGUCUCCGCCUCCAGCCCAGCCCAUGAGCUGCCCUAGGUACCCACCUUCCUGAUCCUGCCCCACGUCAGGGAAAUCCCCCCUCCCCACCAGUGGCUAGACUGGAAUGGGGGAGACCACCCAACCCUUCACUACUCCAGCUCCACCCCAUCCCCUUGUUCGCUGAAUGGCUCUGCUAAAAUGCCUGACGGUGACAGAGCAUUAACAGUGGUGCUGUUUCCAUUUGUUCUCUGUCAUGGAUCCACAGGGUCGGCGUUACACCCUGGCUUUUCCACAGUUCCUUGGAGCAGAGUUUCCCGACCCGUGUGCCAUGGCACACUGCUGUGCUGGCAGGUGGGCUUUGGAAUUUUUUGAAAAACUACAUGUGAGAACAAAAGACCUUCCCUUGUAUUCUAAUGAGCGUUAGAGCUGGAUGGCAGUCUGUACGAGACCCCUUUCAAAUACUAUGCACAGCUCACAUUCCAUUCCCCAAAGUGAGGCUAAGGGAGAAAACGUAAACACAGACGGAUGUGCCCUGAUGAAUGCAAUGUGCUGCAAUGAGCCUUUGAUGAUGAUGCACAUAAAAAAAAGACAAAUUUCAAGCCUAAGUUUUAAAUUUACAUUUGACUUAGGGUAAUAGCUGGAACCAGCCAGACCUGGAACGGCAUUAUAAGUAAUUAUAUCACAUUUAAAAACAGCAGAGAAAGUGACACACACUUGGGAAGACUAUUUUGGAAAUGAGCAGAAAUGCUUAACUAUUAAUUGCUUGUCAUCGCCAAACAUUAUUCUGGCACAAACAACAGAUCGCGAUCUAACACUAGCUGCCAUGUUUGUUUUGAUUUUAACCCUACUAGCCUCAUUCUGGAUUGGUUUCUGAAUAUUCAUGAGUCAAAAUUAAGAGUGGCCUAUGAUAGAUGCAAUGUUAC